AAGGUGGGCGAGUUGCUUGUGAGCAUCAAAGAAGAUUUGUUAUCCUCGGUCUGAAUUUUUGUUUAGAAAAGAAGCACAAGGUAGUUCCCUUCUAGACCAAUCAUCCAUGGUCUUAGCUUUUGGGUGUGCUGGAAGCAGACUGCACGUGUUCCCCCUGCUCCAUGCUCCUGGCUUGACCCAGAGGGCAAGAAGAAAUAAUGGUGACAACACCCAAUAGGACUGGGGUGCUCAUGCCCUUCCAUUGCUAAAGCUCAGUUACUACCCCUUUCUCCUCCCAAUGCUCCCUAGUUUCCUUUUGCUGUGGUCCUGAGAUUUGGGGUUGUUUUUUAUUGUUGUUUUGUUGUUUGUUUGUUUGUUUGUUUGUUUGUUUGUUUUGUUUCUGUCCUAAUGAGGGCACCACUUCAGACCAUGAUGUGCCUGGGGUUGUGGGCAGCUGCCCUGCUCUGCUUGUUUUCCCCUGGCACCGUGCGAGGUGACUGCUGGCUGAUUGAGGGGGACAAAGGUUACGUGUGGCUGGCCAUCUGCAGCCAGAACCAGCCCCCGUACGAGACCAUCCCCCAGCAUAUCAACAGCACGGUGCAUGACUUGCGUCUGAACGAGAAUAAGCUCAAAGUGGUGCUGUACUCCUCCCUCAACCGCUUCGGCAACCUGACUGAUUUGAACCUGACCAAGAAUGAGAUCUCCUAUAUUGAGGAUGGGGCUUUCAUGGGCCAGUCAAACCUCCAGGUCUUACAGCUGGGCUACAACAAACUCACCAACCUGACAGAGGGCAUGUUGCGGGGCAUGGCCCGUCUCCAGUUCCUCUUUGUGCAGCACAACCUAAUUGAGCUGGUCACCCCUACUGCCUUCUCUGAGUGCCCCAGCUUGAUUAGCAUUGACCUGUCAUCUAACCGUCUCAGCCGCCUGGAGGGGAACACUUUCACCAGCUUGAGCAAUCUGAUGGUGUGCGAGCUGGCUGGCAACCCCUUCAACUGCGACUGUAGCCUCUACAGUUUUCUUAACUGGCUGGCGCUCUUCAACAAUGUCACCAAGAACUAUGACCGGCUCCAGUGUGAGACUCCACGGGAGUUUGCUGGGUACCCACUCCUGGUACCUCGGCCUCACCACAACCGCAAUGCCAUCACCAUCUUCCAGUCCAUGUGCAGAGGUGGCACCAUCCCCUCCCUCUCCAGGGUUAACCCCACUCCUUAUACCCCUGACUCCCAGCGAGACCUGGAUGAGGGCUCAGCCAUCAGCCCUGGGGACUUCCUCUCUGUCAAGCCUCCAGCCUCCUCCACCACCGACUCCUCCUUCAGUCCCAGCAUCAAGCUCCAUGAUGUCACCAUCACCUCAGCCAUCCUGAUGGUAACCAUCCCCAUGCCCUACAGCAAGAUGUAUGUGCUGGUCCAGUACAAUAACAGCUAUGUUUCUGACAUAGCAACACUGAAGAGCAAGAAGGAAUAUGUUACUGUCAACAAGUUGAAGGCUCACACUGAUUAUACUUUCUGUGUGGCCUCCAUCCGCAACAACAGGCGCUACAACCACACUUGCCUGACCUUUGCAACUAGGAGCAAAGGCAGGGAGGACCCCAUUUCCAGUACUUCCACCACCACACACUAUAUCAUGACCACCCUGGGUUGCCUCUUUGGGAUGGUCAUUGUCCUGGGGGUGGUGUACUACUGCCUGCGGAAGCGGAGGAUGCAGGAGGAGAAACAGAAGUCCCUCAAUGUCAAAAAGACCAUUCUGGAAAUGCGUUAUGGAUCAGAUAUUGAUACCAGUACCAUGGUCCACCCUUCACAGAAACUGGGUGACCCACCAGUCAUCCCUGUCUCACGGAUGUCUUCCAUCCCUUCCAUGAUUGGUGAGAAGUUGCCCCCAUCAAAGUCAAUGGAGGCUGGGAUGGAGACUCCCAAAGUCACCACUAAAGGUAACUACAUUGAGGUGCGAACUGGUGGUGGGGAUGGGCUGGAGCGAACCCAGCGGGAUGAGGAUCUGAGAGAGCUUGACAACGGGCAAGGCUCAGCUGCUGAGAUCUCUACUAUAGCAAAGGAAGUAGACAAGGUCAACCAGAUCAUCAACAACUGCAUUGAUGCCCUCAAGCUGGACACAGCCUCCUUCCUGGGUGGUGGGACUGGCGUUGACUCAGACAUGGCCUUUGAGUGCCAGUCCAUCCCAGCCAGUUCCUCGGGUGGGCUAGAGCGGCCCAGCUUUCUUUCACCACCCUACAAGGAAAGCUCCCACCACCCUUUGCAGCGCCAGCUCAGUGCUGAUGCUGCCGUGGCCAGAAAGACCUGCAGUGUCUCUUCUAGUGGCUCCAUCAAGAGCGCCAAGGUCUUCAGCUUGGAUGUGCCUGACCACCCACCCCUCAGCAAGUCUGACUCCAAAUACAUUGAGAAGGGCAGCCCACUCAACAGCCCUUUGGAUCGUCUUCCCUUGGUGUCCCCAGGCGCCAUCCACCACUUGGAGGUCAAGCCUUCUUACCAUUGCAGUGAGCACCGUCACUCCUUCCCGGCCCUGUACUAUGAGGAAAGUGCUGACACCUUGAGCCAGCGGGUGUCAUUCCUCAAGCCACUCUCCCGGUCCAAGCGAGACUCCACGUACUCCCAGCUCUCCCCUAGACACUACUUCUCAGGCUACUCCUCCAGCCCUGAGUACUCAUCAGAGAGCACCCACAAGAUCUGGGAGCGAUUCCGGCCUUACAAGAAGCAUCACAGGGAGGAGGUUUACAUGGCGGCUGGGCAUGCCCUGCGGAAGAAAGUUCAGUUUGCCAAGGACGAGGAUCUGCAUGACAUCCUGGAUUAUUGGAAAGGAGUCUCUGCUCAGCAGAAGCUGUGACUCUUCUUCCCUCUUUCCAAGGAAACAAUACAAAACAAGACACCCCCCCCAACAACCAGAAAAAAAAAAAAAAUGCCAGUUGACUGUGAAAAAUAAACCAACAACAAAAUACUCCCAACAAAUACAAAACUGACAAAAUUGUUUCUUAAAGUUUACAACAACAACAGAAAACUCUCACACACACAGACACACACAGACACACACCGAAUUGUCUCUACUGUGUUACGGGGACCAUUGUUCUGCCUGCAGAUGGUUGGGAGGAGUGUCCAGCUCUGACACUGUGGUAACAACACGGGAGUGUGGGUGGGUGGGUAUGGCCUGGGAGGGGGUGGCAGAGGUGGCAGAAGAAGGGCAGGGAUGGACACUCACCAGGCAUGAAACUCAGCUGUGAACUAUGGCUCUUUCUGUUCCUGUUGGGGGCUGGUUUUUCUUUUGGGUGGGAGGGGAGGACUUUGGUUUAGAAAGCUUCUCUGUCCACCUGACACACCUGCUAUUCCAAAUCUUCCAUCACCAAUUUUUCCCUCAUUUCCUUUGACAGUGGAGGCUUUUCUCCCUCUCCUGUCCCCUCCCAAGAUAAGUGGGACCUGUUAGAAGAAAUUCUCUUGCUUCUUUUCCUUUGCCCUUUCCUGCUCUUCUCUGUUAAGGCUCUCUAGGCUUGUACUUUCUGUCUGGAUACUUCACGAACUUCUAUCCACCUCAGAGGAAGGAGAGGAGGUAUGAAGAACCAAGGGAGGCAGGACCUGCUGUACAACAGGCUCUUUGCCCUUGCUGCUCUUCCUCCUUCCCUUCUCCUACCAUGUUCUUGCUGAUGAACACCAGCAAUUCUGGAGUGACAGGCAUUCUCCAGGCCUGCUCAGAGCCAGUUUUCUGCUAGUUGGUGGUGGGGUAUGAAUGUACUUUUUGGCAUGGAAAGCCAGGUCCUCAAGGAGUGGUGGAGGAAAAGGCAGGAAUUUCAGGUCUCUCAGAGGUGUAAAGGGUUCCUAUCUCUCCACAAGUGUCACAGGUCAGAGGUCCUCCCCACCAUACACACCUAUGCUCAGGUUGCCCUUGUGCAGUACAUUUGAUACUCUGUUCAUCUCUCCCUUACUAUGAGGAAGGGACCUGGAGAGGAGCUCAUCAGAACAAGUUCUACACGAAGCUUCUGCAGCUCUUCCCAACUGACUUGCAUCAUGGGGUGUGGGGUGGGUGGGAGUACAUGAGAAGAGCAUCACCCAACCUCCUCACUUGCAGGUGAAUGUGAAGAAUGGGAUUUCAGCUGAUGACCUCACUGGGUUGACAGAAAAGCCACAAAGUGUCUUCCUCUUGAAUAGGCCAUGGACAUUCUGGCAUGGAUAGGAGACAGCCUAGGGUGAAGGCAGGAGCACAGGAAACAAAUGGGAUGUGAGAAUGGGGCCUGGGAGUAGCCCAAGAGGGAUGGCUCCAGAAGAAGCUCCUUUUGUGCGUGCAGCCACACUGUGUGUGCUGGGGUAGAAGAACCACCCUCUGGAUGGCAGUGUUCCUUUGAAUACUUCGAGGCCCUCAUGAGAGUCAGAGCAACAUAUCACCUCCUAAAUCCUCCACCUCCUCACAGUUAACUGUGACAAACUAUUCUUAGGGAUCCUUUAAUGUCUUGCAAAAACCUGGUUUCACUUGCUAGGUCCCAACCUCUAUCCCUUGGAUAGAAGAUCUGCCACAGAGCUGGGAAUGAGCCUACUGCCCUCUCCACCUUGUUCCGUUUCUGAGCAGCCCAACAAAGCACAAUCUUGGCACCGUCUACCCCAAAGUUUUCUUGUCAGGCAGGGGUGCUGCCUGCUGAGUGCAUUUUUAUGCAUCACAGUGGGCCUCUUCUCCAUGAGCUGCACACCCCAAUUCUUGACAAUCAUUCACCUCUGUUGGGAUGAGGGUGAAGGCAUGUGUUGUGUUGGCCUUUCUUAAGUGGCUAUUCCUUUUUGAGGGGCUCCUUAGAAGCCUCAGUGUUUUGGGGGGCCCUGGGAGAAAGAUGAGGGUGUAGGAGCUUCUCUGGGAGGGAUUUACAUGCUGUCUGCAGAGAAUCUGCCUGUUAUCUGUCAGGUAGUAGCACUGCCAGCUGAGAGCUGGUUUCUGUGCCACAGGUGACACGAUUUCAUCUUCUGUGAGGUGCAGUAGUAAGCAGAGCCUGGUGUGUGAAAACCAGAGAGGGGAUCCCCAAGGUCUAAACCCAUGAAGAUCUAUGGGGUUCCUUCCUUGUAGGGAUGCUGAUGGCAGCAAUGCUAAGCCAGGUCCUGAUCCCAUUGCCUCAGCCUCCUUCACUGUCAGCCUGCUUCCCCGCAGUCAAAACAUCAUUUUGCCUUGAGUCCAGAGGUAUUCAUGGGAUUGACUCCACACCGUAAGAGCCAGACCAACCCAUAGGAAGGGGUGUGUAUGCACACGUGUGUGUGUGUGUGUAUGUGCAGGAGGAUGGAGGAAAGUCACAUCACUGCUGUCAGUUGUCCCUCCAUGUUGGGACAAUGCAGCAAAUCAAGAGAGGUAAAUGCUGUGAGAGAUGCUUAGGCACAGCAGAGACCUCUCCAGCUAUCAUGUGGAGCAGGCCCAGUGGUCUUUCAGCGUGGCAACCAUCCAAGCAAGAAAGACUAAUGGCUGGGGCACAGAACUGGACAGGAAAGGGGGGACACAGGCAUGGGGGGAAGGAGUCCUGUUCCUCUCCCCACCUCUUCCCCCCCUGUGCUUCUCUGCUGUAUGGUCUUAUAAUCAGUUCCAUUCAGUCUAUACUUUUGGGGGGAGCAUUAAUCUGUAAUGGUUUCUGCUCCCUCCCCCCAUCACCCCCAUGAGGCAGAAAAGAAAGGUCAGGGAUACAGCUAUCAUCAGGCCCUUCUUUUGCCUGUGGUGGGGGUAAGGCUGGGUAGGAGGGACAAGCCAUUUCUCUCCCAACUGUAGCCCCCCACUCCAAACCAGUGGGUGAAGUUUGCACAAGAUGGACUGUUCUGUGGGAGGAAGAGGGCAAGGAAAGGGAACAAAGUGUCUCACCUUCCUUCCUCCUCCCUUCUUCCUUGUCCUGCUCCCUCCUCAGGGACAAGGGCUUGCAAAGUAACGCCAGCCCUGUCAGAGGAAAGCAGAUUUAACGUUCUAUUUGCAUGACGAUUUUACUGUAUUUUUCUGAGCAAACACCUGUUGUGUAUGUGCCAGUUCGUUGGAAUUUAACCUUCUCCCCCAAAGUCUCUCCUGUCCUUGUCCCUGUUUUCCCUGCUCCUUUCAUUCAUCCCUGAUGUGAUUUUAUGAGAGACUCCUACCAGUUUGGGAAGGAACACACCCCAAAGAGAACCCAACCCAAUCAGCCCCAUAAAAAACAUUCCUUAUUCUUUCCAGUGCCCCCUCCCUUUGCCCCAGAUGUGGUCUCUCAGCUGCUUUUCAGGUUCGUGUGCGUGAAGGGGGAUGUGCUAUUUACCAAAGGCCUGCUCUUUCUAGUGGUCAUCAUUUCUCCUCAUUAUUUAGAAACAGGAGUGAGGCCCAAGAUAGAUCUCAUUAGAGAAAUGCUCACUACCAUCCCCUUGCCCUGGUUGCUUUUCCCCAAAAUCUACAAGCAGGGCUAUUCUUAGGGGAACAAGGAGUGCUUCAGCUGCAAGGAAACCUCUGAUACAGUGAAAGCUUGAUGUGGAGCUGGCUGCAAUCACUUGGACCUCCCACAGCCUUCCUCUAACUGACUGCAGGGAGCUCUGGAUUAGGUCCAUCCUACCCCUCCUCUCCCAUGGGUAGCCCUGGCAGAGGGCAGGGCAUGAUGAAACCUUUAAGGUCUCUGUGGUAGGAAAAAGCGUGGAGAGAAUGCUUGAAGUUUCUAAACCCUCUUGGGCUUGUCCUUCACCCCUGCCUUUUCCCAGGGCAAAGUGUAUCCAUGGAGCAGAACCAGGACCAACCCCUUUCACAAUUUAUUUUUGUGUUGGUGACUCGUGGCAGGGAAAACAGGGGUUUAGUUCACCUCACUGGAAAGUGUGGAGGGUGAGGAAUGAGGUUGGGUACUGACCUGCCCUCUUCCCCCAGGAACAGGCUCGGGGGGGAGCCUGGGCUGUGUUCCUGCACCUAGAAUAGUGGUGAGACUCUAGACGUGCCAUUCCCCUGGGGCAGAGCUCUUCCCCCUCCCUGCCAGUGUUGCCCCAGUUUAUGCUGCAGUGCCACGUUCCCCUCUCCCUCUCCCCACUCUUCCAUGCUGAAUAAAUCCCUCCUGAGGCAGGUGUGAAAUAUUCAUGACUGACAAAUGAAGAUUUAUGUCGGGCUGAGGAGGCCUCUGUGUGUUUGCAAUGCUAAUCAGCCUGCCUUCCUGGAGGAGGCUCUGCCAGGCAGGCUUGGGGGAAGGAGGUGGAGACGCAGGAGGGAAUGGGAAAAGGAGCUGAGGAAGAGAGAGGAGGGGCAGACACAGCAGGGAUGAAGAAGGUGUGGAAGAAGGUAUGGUGGGUCCAAGGAAUGGGGAGGUAAAGACGGGACAGUUAGAGGGAGCUUGAGAGGGUGGAGAAGAGGGUCUGUCUGGAAAGACCAGGAGAAGAGAUGGACCCACUGGAAAGAAUGGGAUGGUUAAAGGAGAAAGGGACCUGCAAGGGUUGAAUGCAGAGGUGGAGGAGGUGGGGAAUAAGUUAGCAGUGCCUGAAGAAAAAAGCUGGGCAGACUUCGUGAUGAGCUGUGGCCCCUCUCUGUAGGACAGAGCUCAGCGCUACGGGGUGGGCAGCUGCCACAGGGGCAGGAGCCGGAUCCAGGGCCCCGAAAGCACAUUUGCCAUGCUUGUUGCUGACCGGAAAGCUCAG
Molecule: messenger RNA, 7559 nt
Organism: Tyto alba (common barn owl)
Lineage: Eukaryota; Metazoa; Chordata; Aves; Strigiformes; Tytonidae
Gene: ELFN2
Product: extracellular leucine rich repeat and fibronectin type III domain containing 2
Exons: 1
Coding region: 388-2814 (808 amino acids)
Cellular component (GO): plasma membrane
Molecular function (GO): protein binding
Source: RefSeq, a predicted model, not a curated record